UAAGAAAUAGAUGUAUUUAUUAAAUGUUUUUGGAGUUUAAGUCAAUGAUUGAGCAAGUUGUUAGUAUUUUUGGAGAUAAAAUGAGUGAAGUAGAAGGUUAUUAUAAGAAUACCUUUGAAAGAUAUGCUACGGUUGAAAAAGAGGAUGAAAUAUAUAUGAAUAAUGAAGAUUUUGUUAAUGCGAUUACAUCAGAAGGAGUAUGUGAAAAGGUUAAACGGGAAGAAUAUGAUAUUCUUUUUAAAGUGGCGGAUGUUAAGAAGAGAGGUCUUUUAAGCGAAGAAGAUUGGAUUUGUUUUGGAAAAUUACUUGGAAAAUAUGAUGCAGAAUAUCAAAUAGUAUUUAAGUUUUUUGAUGUGGAAGGGACAGGGAAAAUUUUGUAUGAAGAUUUUAAGAAGAUGAUAUUUGCGAAUGAAUCAAUGGAUAGUAUUCCUUUUAAUUGGAAUUCAUCAUGGUUGAAAAAGUAUAUGAAUAAUAUGGGAAAAUAUGGGAUGACCUAUCCGGAGUUUAUUGAAAUGAUUAAGGAUCUUGAGGAGGAGCGUAUAAAGCAAGCAUUUGUAUAUUAUGAUAAGGAGAAUUUAGGGUAUAUUGGGAAGGAGGAGUUUUCAAAGAUUAUAAAUAAAGUGUUAUCUCAUAAAUUGUCGGAUUAUCUUUUGAAGCAUUUGGAUACACUUUGUGAAGAUAGGAUUAAUGGGGAAAAAAUUAGUUAUGCUAAUAUAAGGGCGUUUCAAAAUGUUAUUAGGAAAGCGAAAAUGAUUGAGGGUAUUGUUAGAGCAGCGAUUUUGAAAUCAUCGGAUAGUAGGAUUACAAGGAUUGAUUUUAUGAGAGAAGCAGAAAAAAUGGGAUAUUGUUUAUUUACGCCUAUGGAAAUGGAUAUUUUGUUUCAUUUUGUUGGUCUAGAUAAUGAUACAGGCCGUUUAAGUUAUCAAGAUUUUAUAAAAGUUUUAGAUGCAACAUGGAAGAAUCCUAUAGAACAAAAGAAUAGUCUAAGUUGUGAUGAAUUGAAAGUAAUGGAUAAAUAUGGAAAAAUAAAAAAGUUGAUUUCAAAAUUGUUGGAUAGUAUUUAUCAUUUUUCAUUAGGAGCAGUUGCAGGUGCAUCGGGUGCUAUUCUUGUUUAUCCAAUAGAUUUGGUAAAGACAAGAAUGCAAAAUGCAAGAACCAAAAUGGGAGAACAAAUUCUUUAUAAAAAUAGUUUUGAUUGCGCAAAAAAAGUUUUAAAAAAAGAAGGUAUUUUGGGAUUGUAUAGUGGAAUGGGUCCUCAAUUAAUUGGUGUGAUACCAGAAAAGGCUACUAAGCUUACAGUAAAUAAUCUGGUUAGAAAUAUACUUAAAGAUGAUAACGGAAAAAUAAAACUUUAUUGGGAAAUAUUAGCUGGUGCUUCUGCUGGAGCUUCUCAAGUGAUAUUUACAAAUCCUUUAGAAAUUGUAAAAAUAAGACUUCAGACACAAGGAGAACACAUUGUUUCUUCGAGGAAUGCUUUUCGUAAGAAUGCUUUAUUUAUUAUAAAAGAUUUAGGUCUUUCGGGACUUUAUAAAGGCACAUCUGCUUGUUUAUUGCGUGACAUACCUUUUAGUGCUAUAUAUUUUCCUGUUUAUUCUCAUUUAAAGAAUGAUUAUUUUAAGGAAGAUUCAGGGAAAAAACUAAAAAUUGUUGAUCAUUUUAUUUCUGGUGCUAUUGCUGGUAUUCCUGCUGCAUAUUUUACAACACCUGCAGAUGUUAUAAAGACUAGAUUACAAGUAGAAGCUAGAAGGGGUGAAACAACUUAUAAAAGUAUUCGGCACGCUUUUUUUACAAUUAUUAAAGAAGAAGGUGUUUCAGCUUUGUUUAAGGGAGGGCCUGCUAGAGUAUUUCGUUCAUCACCUCAAUUUGCAUGUACAUUAGCUGUAUACGAAACAUUACAUUCAUUAUUUUUGAAAUCUACACAUUCGUCUCAAUUGUUAUUUGAUUCGAAAGAGAAAAAUGUUUCUUUUCCAUAUUUACGAUCUUGUAAUGCUUUGCAAGCUAUACUUGAUAUGGAUAUAAAUUAUGGAAAUUAUUUUAAGCCUUAAAUGCAUA
Pneumocystis carinii B80 is the source of this 2052-nucleotide messenger RNA. RefSeq lists its product as hypothetical. The coding region runs from base 24 to 2045 and encodes 673 amino acids. NCBI's taxonomy places the organism in Eukaryota, Fungi, Ascomycota, Pneumocystomycetes, Pneumocystales, Pneumocystaceae. The transcript has 6 exons. Gene Ontology annotation, molecular function: L-glutamate transmembrane transporter activity; calcium ion binding; L-aspartate transmembrane transporter activity. The record is from RefSeq and is a predicted model, not a curated record. Gene Ontology annotation, biological process: malate-aspartate shuttle; L-glutamate transmembrane transport; aspartate transmembrane transport.